AUGGCUAAAUUCAAUAAGAGGGCUUCCAAGAUUGGCUAUGGGAUUCACCAAACGUCUCAGAAGCUCGCUAAGCUCGCGAAGUUGGCUAAAAGGACUUCGGUUUUUGACGACCCCACCAUGAAAAUCCAAGAGCUUACCAGUGUUAUUAAGCAAGAUAUUACUGCUCUAAACUCUACUGUUGUGGAUCUUCAGUUACUUUGCAACUCUACAAAUGAGAGUGGGAACGCUUCUACAGACACAACUAGCCAUUCAACCACGGAUGUGGAUGACCUAAAGACCCGAUUAAUGAACACCACCAAAGAGUUUAAAGAUGUUCUCACCAUGCGAACCGAGAACUUGAAGGUACACGACAAUAGAAGACAAUUGUUUUCGUCCUCUGCCUCUAAGGAAUCUGCAAAUCCCUUCGUCCGUCAACAUCCUUUGGCAACAAAGUCGGCUGCUGCUACAUCUAAUGCCCCUGCACCACCAUGGGCUAGUGGGUCUCCAUCUUCAUCUCAGUUGUUUCCUAAGAAGGAUCUGGAUGGAGAGAGUCAACCGUUGCUGCAACAACAGCAACAGCAGGUAGUUCCAUUGCAAGACAGUUACAUGCAAAGCAGAGCUGAGGCUCUUAGGAAUGUUGAGUCCACUAUUCAUGAGCUAAGCAACAUCUUUAAUCAGCUAGCAACACUUGUUUCCCAACAAGGAGAGAUUGCCAUCAGGAUUGAUGAAAACAUGGGUGAUACAUUGGCAAAGGUAGAGGGGGCACAAGGGGCUUUGUUGAAGUAUCUGAACAGCAUAUCUUCUAAUAGGUGGCUGAUGAUCAAGAUUUUCUUUGUAUUAAUAUUUUUCCUUAUGGUUUUCUUAUUUUUUGUGGCUUAGUCAUUCGAGUAACAGAGAUCGAGGACACAAAUGACGGCCUUGUUACCGGUGAUAAGCCCUCUGUAGUUCAUUAAUAUUUAUUUCUCCAAGUAUAUAUUCGUCCCAGUAGAGUUUAGCUUA
This is a messenger RNA of Gastrolobium bilobum, 978 nucleotides long. Its product is annotated as syntaxin-32-like. The record is from RefSeq and is a predicted model, not a curated record. Gene Ontology annotation, cellular component: SNARE complex; endomembrane system; Golgi membrane. Gene Ontology annotation, molecular function: SNAP receptor activity; SNARE binding. Gene Ontology annotation, biological process: vesicle fusion; intracellular protein transport; endoplasmic reticulum to Golgi vesicle-mediated transport. NCBI's taxonomy places the organism in Eukaryota, Viridiplantae, Streptophyta, Magnoliopsida, Fabales, Fabaceae.